AUGUAUGGGGACUACGUGAAGAACAACCAUGGCCAGAAGUACAAAACCUUCCAAGUGUUUGACAUUUCAAAGCGCAUCAGACACUACCUGGCGGAGUUGGGCUGUCAGCAAGAGUUCGUGCAGUUGUUCGGCGACCGCUGCGAUUUUCAGAACGAGAAUGUUCAGAGCUCAACGCUGAUGAUCUUGCAGAACUUCCACGCACUCGGCAAGAUCGUCAGCGCUAUGGCAUCAACCCACGAUGUAACAUUGCUUGCAGAGCUGUACAUAGCUGGUGGUCGACACCUCGUGCCGAUGAUCGCGGAUCCGAGCAUGCAGGAUGAUAUCGUGAUGCCGCAGUGGAUGUUUACCAAACACCUACCCGCUGUCGUGGACCGGCUGAAGACAGAGAUUGGCGGCGCGCCAUUUGUGGCCAAGAUUUUCCAAGCGACAGCUGACCGCUCGAAUGCCAAGUCAACCGACUCGGCAGUGGUAGAUGUCAACGACUUGCUGGUGCCGAAGAAGAAGAAGCAGCGUGCAACUUCCAAAGCGAAGAGCAAGGCCAAAGCUAAGGCCGCAGCUGCCAACACUGACGAAAUCGAAGAUGACAUCACAGCUGAUGUUCCACAGGCGGGUGGAGCUGCACGCAAGAGGUGGUGGGUGGACGACGUGCUUUCAGCUAUGAUUCACGCAGCAGGAGACCUGGAUACUCUGUUGGACCCAGCUCAGCGGAGGUAUUUGCGACAGGGACUUGCAAUCGCAAUGGAGUUCUGUUUCCACAAAAGCGUUGUGGUGGCUGGCAAGCCACGCAAGGUUUGGUCCCAGGUGAGACCCAUGGUGCAAGCGGCUAUCAGGCGUGGGAUGGUGCAGCUGAGAAGCAGCAUGCAACCAGGGUCCAGCGAUGGUGUAGCUGCGAUCGCCAGCGAGUGCGCCCGGCAAGCGCUGACUGCCGACGCAACUGCGCCAGGUGAGAAGGGGAUCAUGCUAUGGCUUACAGAAGCCUCAGCGGAGAUGGUGAGGACAUGGGUUUCGAGCAACAAUACCUGCAAUGUCACAGGGCACGCCGCCUUUGGAGCAGCCCUCACCAAAUUGACUGGGAAGGUCUGCAAGUGUCGCAAGGACCCUACGUCUUGUCCGGUGCACGCUGACGCAUGUGUCACGCUUGCUGAUCUCAUGUGGUUCAGCUCGGACGCAAUCUUUGAGUAUGUCCCGGUUGCGGUAAGCACACUGCCGCUUGCGUUGACAGUGAAGAUCGCCAAGACCACAUCGUCUGCGAGCUCAGACACAGGAGUCCCAGCCUUUUGCAGGUUCAUGUGCAAAGAGGAGCAGGACACGAGCGACGCGGCAACAACAACGUGGGUUCCAAACAACACCGUCAUGGAGACAUUUGCACGCAUGAGACCAACCUACCUCAUGAAGAUGAUCCUUUCGCUCAUGAGCACGCUCAACCGUAGCAAUGGUCAAGACAAGUGUCGCUUUGCAGACUUCACUUCCGGCAAGCUUGUGAGGGUCUGCAACGCAGUGCUACAUGCGCUGGAGGCACCUAUGGCACCUGAGCAGGUGCCGCAAGCAGCCGACAUCCUCAAAGUGGCUUGGGACUUGGAAGCUCUGCUCACAACGAUCGUGGCGGAUGAGAACGAAUGGUCAGCGGGCUGGACAAAGUUCUUUUCAUUCUGCUUGCAACAUGCAGCGCAUGCAGAGCAGGAUGAAGUGCAGUUUCGCAGCAAGCUGUCUUCAACAACCUUGGCAGAGCUGGGUCUCGAGGUGCCAGCCAAGUACAGAUACCUGCUGGGCCAGAACGUCAAGGAUGAAUUGCGGAGUCCUGCAGCUGGGAGUGGCAGAUCCCGUGCCAGUGCCACGCCAUCUGGGGCCACUGCUUCUGAUGCUGACGCUGCUCAGGCAGCUCUCGCGGAUAAAACCGACCCAUCAGACACGACUGUCCGACUCACAAACCUCUACCGCAUCAACGCAGACGGAUCGCAGUUCAACGUGCUCGACAUCAUGAGUCUACAGCAUCAGCUCACAUCACAUUUCUUUUCGUAUGCGUCCAGCCCUCAGCGCAAUGAGAUCGAAUUCUUAGCAAUUACUACCCACGACACCACAUGCACGACUCGCAGCGUGUAG
Molecule: messenger RNA, 2100 nt
Organism: Symbiodinium natans
Lineage: Eukaryota; Dinophyceae; Suessiales; Symbiodiniaceae
Source: the annotation of a GenBank genome assembly